Molecule: messenger RNA, 2703 nt
Organism: Lutra lutra (Eurasian river otter)
Lineage: Eukaryota; Metazoa; Chordata; Mammalia; Carnivora; Mustelidae
Gene: CUZD1
Product: CUB and zona pellucida like domains 1
Exons: 11
Coding region: 553-2379 (608 amino acids)
Cellular component (GO): cell surface
Source: RefSeq, a predicted model, not a curated record
CUCCUUUUUCUUGAUGUAAACUGGGGGCUUGCGUAGGUGACCACGAGGAUUAAACAAGCUAAAGUUUACUGACAAGCCCUGGGACCCCGUGACUGUGUGGUAAAUUGCCGGCCUGAACCACUGGUCUCCCGAUCACCACCCCAGGGUUCUUUGACCCCUGCUAGUCCCCCUCCCAGGAGAGUGACCACAGAGCUCUUAUACCAGUGGUGGUGGCUCAGGGAGCUAGGAGGUCAUCCAAAGGACACAAGGAGAUGGCUUUAGUGAGGGUAGCAUGGGGGUCUGUGGACACAGCUGAGGGUGAGCAGCCCUUAGUAAUCAGAAGGGUCCCUACCCUGUACUCCUGCCCCCGGCUCACUCACACCAGGACACCCAGUCCCCAUCUGGUACGUGGCCAGCCGCAGAGGUCUCUGAGCUGACAGGAACCGAAUGGAGUGGUGCCAGGUACCUUGGGACAUAUACUCUGAAGUCUCCAGAAAGCCCUGAAACCAGAUUCGGAGCACAGGGAGGUAUAAAAGCCUGCGCGCCCUUCAGGCUGUUCUUCCCCUGACUACGAUGGAGGCUGUGAGAAGGCUCGUCCUCUUGGCCCUCUUAAUUGUGCCAUGUUUGGCAGAGUUGAACUGGACCAAGUCUGAAGGCAAAUCAAGCUGCCAGGCCAGCUUGGGAGGCUCCAGCCAGUCAGAUGUCCACAGGGCCCUAAUCCUGCAACUCAAUCCCAACGAGGACUGCACCUGGACACUAGAAAGACCGGAAAACAAGAGCAUCAGAAUCAUCUUUUCCUAUUUCCAGCUUGAUCCUGACGGAAGAUGCGAAAGUGAAAACAUUAAAGUUUUUGAUGGAAACUCUACCAAGGGCUCUCUGCUGGGGCAAGUCUGCAGUAAACAUGACUACAUUCCUGUUUUUGAAUCAUCCUCCAAUUCAUUAACGAUUCAAAUCCUCACUGACUCUGUAAGAAUUCAAAGAAGCGUCUUCAUCUUCUACUACUUCUUCUCUUUUGGCAGCUCUGUUCCAGACUGUGGUGGUUACUUGGACUCCUUGGAAGCCUCUUUUACCAGCCCCAAUUACCCGAACCCGCAUCCUGAGCUGGCUUACUGCGUGUGGCACAUACAAGUGGAGAAAGGUUACAAGAUAAAACUAAACUUCAGAGACAUUUUCUUAGAAGUGGAUGAACACUGCAGAUUUGACUUCAUUGCUGUCUAUGACGGUCCCUCCACCUCCUCUGGCCUGAUUGGACAAGUGUGUGGCCGCACGAGGCCCACCUUUGAAUCCUCGUCAGACUCGUUGACCGUGGUGCUAUCAACAGAUUACGCCAACUCCUACCGGGGCUUCUCUGCUUCCUACACUUCCAUUUAUGCAGAAAAUAUCAACACUACAUCUUUAACUUGCUCCUCUGACAAGAUGAGAGCUAUCAUAAGUAAAUCCUACCUGGAGUCACUUAAAUACAGAGAGAAUAACUUACACCUGAAUGACCCAACUUGCAGACCGAAAAUCUCAAAUGUGGUGGAAUUUUCUAUUCCUCUUGAUGGAUGUGGUACGAUCAAAAAGGUGGAGGGUCACUCAGUCACUUACACCAACAUGAUCACUCUCAUCCGGUCUGCCACUUCGGAAGUGAUCACCCGCCAGAAGCAUCUCCAGAUCAUUCUGAAGUGUGAAAUGGAAUCGAAUUCUACUGUGGAGAUGAUGUAUGUAACGGAAGAUGAUGUAAUACAAAAUCAAAGCGCCCUGGGAAAAUACAACACAAGCAUGGCUCUUUUUGAAUCCAGUUCAUUCGAAAAGCCUAUACUGGAGUCACCAUAUUAUGUGGAUUUGAACGAAACUCUUUUUGUGCAAGUCAGUCUGCGCACCUCCGAUCCAAAUUUGGUGGUAUUUCUGGAUACUUGCAUUGCCUCUCCCACGCCUGACUUUGCAUCUCCAACCUAUGACCUGAUCAGGAGUGGAUGUAUUCAAGAUGACACUUGUAUGAUGUAUCCGUUAUCUGGACACUAUGGAAGAUUCCAAUUUAACGCCUUUAAAUUCUUGAGAAGUCUGGGCUCCGUAUAUCUCCAGUGUAAGAUUUUGAUAUGUGACAGUGGGGACCAUCAGUCUCGCUGCAACCAAGGCUGUGUCUCUAGAAGGAAAAGAGACCUUUCUUCGUACAAGUGGAAGACUGAUUCUGUCAUAGGACCUAUUCGUCUGAAAAGGGAUCGAAGUGCAAGUGGAAAUCCAGGAUUUCAGGACCAAAUACACAGAGAAGAAACUCAGAGUCAAUCUUUUGACAGUCUGCAUCUGUUUUCAUUCAUGGUCCUUGCUCUGAAUGUUGUGAUGGUGGCCGUGAUCGUAGCAAGGCAUUUUGUGAAUCAGAGAACAGACUAUAAAUACGAGAAGCUUCAUAAUAUUAACUGACCGUUCAGCCUUCAGUGAGACCCAUUUUCCCAAAUGCCAAAGGAAAUUUCCCCUGGCUACACAUUAUGAAUAAAUUGGAGAGAGCCGCAUAAAAAUGACACCGUUCCUGCUGUCACUGUGGUCAGAGCUCGCUGCCUUGCAGGCGUGAUUGAAGUGAACAAACAUUAUGUCCAUGCUAAGAACGAAAGCCACCAAAAUACCAGAUGAAUUAGAAACGUCCUUUUUCACAAGCAUGAAACAGUCUCCAUCAAUAUUAGGUGAAAAGAAGAAGGUUGUUUUUACUUAAAUCUUCAGCAUUAGAUGUAUUUGUUUCCUAGAUGCAAA